Molecule: messenger RNA, 1581 nt
Organism: Nicotiana tabacum (common tobacco)
Lineage: Eukaryota; Viridiplantae; Streptophyta; Magnoliopsida; Solanales; Solanaceae
Source: RefSeq, a predicted model, not a curated record
UUAGACCAGUGUCGGCACCUAAUAAACUGACUCUCAUUUCCAAACAAACAAUGUGGUUGCAAUGGCGGUGUUUGCACUCACUCCCAUCACAUUCACUCACUGCAGGGGCCAAAUUUCCCAUUUCGAAACUCAAAAGUAUCUGUUUAAUGGGCCUCGCUUUCAGAGUUCAGCAAGGAGGAAAUUGAAUUCUCUAGCUACUGAUUUGCCUCCUCCUCCGCUGCAGCUUCCCAUUUCAUCAUCUAAGGAGUUGAUUGAGUGCUUGUUGAAUCGAAAGGACUUGAAUGAAGCAGAAGCUGAGGCGUCGCUUGAUUUCUUUCUAAAAGAUGGCAGUGAAGCUCUUAUUAGCGCAUUCCUUGUUCUCUUAAGAGCCAAAGGCGAAACCUUUCAAGAAGUUGUAGGACUGGCAAGAUCGAUGAUCAAAUGUUGUAGAAAGGUUGAAGGAUUAAAUGAUGCGGUUGACAUAGUUGGAACCGGAGGAGAUGGCGCCAACACGGUGAAUAUCUCAACUGGAGCAGCUAUCCUUGCUGCAGCUUGUGGUGCUAAAGUUGCUAAGCAAGGAAAUAGGUCAAGUUCUUCUGCUUGUGGAAGUGCUGAUGUUUUGGAAGCCCUUGGAGUGACCAUUGAGUUGAAGCCUGACGGGGUCAAGAAAUGCGUGGAAGAAGUUGGGAUAGGUUUCAUGAUGUCCCCAUACUACCAUCCAGCAAUGAAGAUUGUCACACCUGUGAGGAGGAAGCUUCGAGUGAAGACGAUAUUUAAUAUCCUAGGUCCUCUUCUGAACCCUGCUUGGGUACCUUUUGCUGUUGUUGGAGUUUACAAAGAAGAUAUUGUCAGCAAAAUGGCCAAAGCACUACAAAGUUAUGGCAUGAAGAGAGCGUUAGUUGUCCAUUCUGAAGGUUUAGAUGAAAUGAGUCCUCUUGGACCUGGAGUAGUCCUUGAUGUUACACCUGAAAAGAUAGAGAAAUUCUCUUUUGACCCACUCGAUUUUGGUAUACCUCGCUGCACAUUAGGGGACCUCCGUGGAGGAGGGCCACGGCAUAAUGCUGAGGUACUAAGGCGCGUGCUUUCAGGUGAAACGGGGCCAAUGGCAGAUGCAUUGAUACUCAAUGCCGCAGCAGCAUUAUUGGUCAGUCGACGAGUUGGUAACUUAGCUGAAGGAGUAGCAGUGGCCCGUAUCGCACAUCAAUCAGGAAAGGCUCUCGAUACUCUUAAUCAUUGGAUUGAUGUUUCAAGUAUCCAGGAGCCUCGGGUCACGCUAGCGAGUGCUGAUUGUCUUCCAACAGGCUUUUUCGGAGUUGACUAGGCAGCUGCUUGGUGUUCGCAGCCCAGUGAUUCUCCUUCCUAUAUUUAUUUCGCUUUGUACUAGCUUUGUAUCAGACUAUGUUGUCUUUUGAUAUUCCUAGACGAGUUGUAGAUGCUCAUGACUGGUGACACUCCGAUGUCGGGCUGUGUUUUGGUUUCCGCACUUUUUUAUCCUACUUUAUUCUAUGAGAUUUUAGCUUAUUAAUGUUUUUAAAUGACUUAUUAUACUUGCUUGGUUGGUAUUGGGGGUUUGUGUCGGCUGACCUAGUUUCACGAUAGGUG